This is a messenger RNA of Poecile atricapillus (Black-capped chickadee), 1471 nucleotides long. Its product is annotated as sushi, nidogen and EGF-like domain-containing protein 1. Lineage: Eukaryota; Metazoa; Chordata; Aves; Passeriformes; Paridae. Bases 30 to 584 code for a protein of 184 amino acids. Gene Ontology annotation, biological process: cell-matrix adhesion. The transcript has 4 exons. The record is from RefSeq and is a predicted model, not a curated record.
GUGUUGUUAUUUUCAUCCCUGUUGGAAAAAUGAUUGAUCAACUCAUUUUCCUUCCUAUUUCUUCUUCAGUUUCCAUGGUGGACACCAAAAGCUCAUCUGAAAAAGGAUCCCUGCUCUAUCCCUAUGGGACACACCAGGGGGACGAAACCAACCCCAAACACUACGAUGGGACAUCCGAGGAGAUCACCCUCUCUGUUCCCUUCACCUUCUAUGGGAAAACAUACCAAACUGUGUUUGUGAAUAACAAUGGGGUGAUCUCCUUCGAUGAGCCUGUCAAACAAUACACCCCUGAUCCCUUCCCUCUGGUGGAUGGGCACCCUUUCGUGGCUCCAUACUGGGCAGACGGGGACAAUGUGUUGGGUGGGGACAUCUUCUACUGCCAGACCACCAACCCGGUGCUGUUGGAGGACAUCAGCCAGGACAUCAGCCAUUACUUCCCCAAAAGUCCCUUCACCACCACCUGGGCCUUGGUGGCCACUUGGGACCACGUGGCCUACUGUGGCUCCACCUCUGAAAAGGGCAACACCUUCCAGGCUGUGCUGACCACUGACUCCAAGAUGUUUUAUAUCAUCUUCAACUACUAGGACAUCCAGUGGACCACAGGGGCAGCGAGUGAUGGGGAUGCUGAAACGGGACUUGGGGGGACCCCAGCACAUGUAGGUGGGGAGGGUGGACGAGGAGGCGGAAGUUGUCCCACUCCAUGUUCUGAGGAUGAUGGUGAUGAAGGUCAGGGAUUGGCCCACCCUUCCUGGGGAUGAUAAUGAUCACGGUCACGAUGAAGGUCCAGGAUUGGCCCACAAUAUUUUUGGGGAGGUCAAGUUUUCCUGUCCCAUCUUCUGGAGAUGAUGAUGAUGAUGAUGAUGAAGAAGAAGAAGAAGAAGAAGAAGAAGAAGAAAAAGACAGGCUUCUUCUGGAGAUGAUGAUCAUGAUAGUGAUGGUCAUAGAUUGGUCCAUAUAAUUUCUGGGUGACACCAAAUAUGUUCACAUCCUAAAACCCUCUGGGGGCAUCAGCCCUUAUAGAUUCAUCCCCCCAGUUUUCUAGGCGGGAUUUAAUAGCAGUGAUGACACCAACUUCUACAACAUUCCCGGAUCCCAAACCGAUGCCAUCAUCAACAUCACCACCACCUCCAAUGUCAAGGUCCUGGGACGCUGAGUCUUUCAGGUGGAUGACUUCCAGGUGACAGGUGUGAAUCCUCCCCAGUAGAACAACAACUGCUGGUUGUAAGUGGGAAGAGAAAAUUGGGGAUUUUGAGGAAAAGUGCAAAUUUGGACAGUAAAUUCAGGAGUGAGGGGGGAAAAGUGAGGAUUUGGGGCAAUAAUUUGUGACUCUGGGAAGACCACUGUGAAUUUAGGGGAAGACCGAAUUUGUUGGGGAAAACUAGGAACCUGGGGGGAAGAGUGGGAAUCUUGGCUGGAAUAUUGAGAAUUUAGGGGCAAAUUAAAAGAAAACUGGGCAUUUGGGGAACAAUUG